Messenger RNA from Nicotiana attenuata, 2019 nucleotides. RefSeq lists its product as uncharacterized. Bases 1 to 2019 code for a protein of 672 amino acids. The transcript is spliced from 5 exons. The record is from RefSeq and is a predicted model, not a curated record. NCBI's taxonomy places the organism in Eukaryota, Viridiplantae, Streptophyta, Magnoliopsida, Solanales, Solanaceae.
AUGGUUAAUUCUGUGCCUGAAACAUCUUCGUCCACUACGUAUACUCUUGAGCCUUCUAGCCCGUUGUUUCUUCUUCCUUUUGAUGUCCCUGGCAUUUCCCUUAUUCCUGUGCCAUUCUCGGGGACUGGUUUUGGAAGAUGGAGACAGAAGGAAGAGGAUAAGGUUGAUCAAUUUCUCAUGGGUCUUAAUGAGGUCUACAUAGGGGUUAGAAGCAACAUUUUGAUGAUGCAGCCAGUUCCAUCCCUUGAUACUGUCUAUAACAUCCUGUUGCAAGAUGAAAAACAGACACAGGUGAACUUUGAUCAAACCAAGGUUUCUCUGCCUUGCAAGUAUUGUAAAAAACCUGGUCACACAAUUGAAAAAUGUUACAAAUUAUAUGGAUUUCCUCCAAAUUUCAAAUUUACAAAGGGGCAGUCUAAAAGAUUUGGUACUGCUGCAAGUGUUGAGGGGCAGUCUUCUGGGAUUUCUGAACCUCCUUCAUCAUAUUCUUCACCUGGGCAAGACUCUUUGGUUCCUGGCCUGACCAAGGAGCAGGACACUCAGUUGAUGAACCUGCUCCAACAGUUUACACUGGGUGAAUCUAGUUCUCAGCCAAUUCUCAUGGGCUCUGCCAAUUUUGCUGGUAUUAAUUCUUCUUCCCCUGUGUGUUUGAAUGGUAGUUCUACUAUGCGCAUGUUAACUAGUGUAGCUAUUCCCUCUUCUGCUCCUACUCCUUCUUCUUCUCCUUCUUUUCCUUUGUUCUAUGAUACUUCUCCCUUUGUUCCUAUCCCUCCUUCUACUACCUCCUCACCUUCUGGUGACUCUUUGCCUUCUUUUUCCUCACCUGAUAAUGUGUUACCCCCUCCUUCUAAGCUUAGGAAAAACACCAGAUCCCAUCAUCUUCCUUCCCAUCUCCAAGACUAUGUUGCUAACCUUCCUCCUUCUAUUUCUUGCUCCACCUCUACCUCUACUUCCACUACACAACUUGUUCCAGUGGAGCCUUAUUCAUACACUCAGGCUGCUGCCAUUCCUGUUAGGCAAGAUGCAAUGAGACAAGAAUUUACGGCUUUAGAGGCAAAUCAAACUUGGAAAAUUGUUGAGCUUCCUAUUGUCUGCAAGCUGCAAAAAUCUUUUUAUGGGCUAAGACAGGCCUCUCGACAGUGGUAUGCAAAGCUGUGUCAAGCCCUUUGUUCCAGGGGAUACUCUCACUCUUUAAAUGACUAUUUUUUGUUUGUUAAGAGAAUUGAGUCUUCUUCUAUUUUUCUAGCAGUUUAUGUUGAUGACAUUAUUUUAAUUGGGGAUGAUUUGUCUGAAACUUCUGCCCUUAAGAGUUUCCUUGAUGCUCAGUUUAAGAUCAAAGACUUAGGUUUGCUUAACUAUUUUUUGGGUAUUGAAGUAUUCUAUCACAAGUCUGGGGUCCUUUUGCAUCAAAAGAAGUUCAUUUCUAAUUUUCUUCUUGAGUUUAAUUGUCUUGAUGCUUCUGAAGUGGUCAGUCCUUUAGACAUUGCUCACAAGUUGCAUUCUGAUGUGGGUGAGCUAUUACCUAAGCCUGAAUCUUAUAGAAGUUUGGUUGGCAAGCUCAAUUUUUUGACUCAUACUCGGCCAGACUUAUGUUUUGUUGUCCAGCAUUUGAGUCAAUUUUUAAAGACACCUCGGGUCCCUCAUAUGGCUGCUGCUUUGCAUGUUUUGAGAUACUUAAAGGGGACUUCUACUUUUGGGGUGUUUCUCAGUAAUUCUCCUGAUUUCUCUCUGCUUGCUAGUUGUGAUAGUGAUUGGGCUGCUUGUCAUAAAUCUAGACGCUCUGUCACUGGUUUAUGCAUUCAUUUGGGUGGUAGUCUUCUUAGUUGGAAAUCUAAAAAGCAGAAUAUAGUCUCUUUGUCUUCAGCUGAAGCAGAAUAUAGGGCUAUGAGUAAAGUGGUGGCUGAACUAGCCUGGUUGGUCCGGUUAUUAUCUGAUUUGGGUCUUUCUAUUGAUGCUCCAAUUCCUGUUUUGUGCGACAGCCAGGAUGCUAUUCACAUAGUCAAGAAUCCGGUUUCAUGA